Molecule: messenger RNA, 849 nt
Organism: Amphimedon queenslandica
Lineage: Eukaryota; Metazoa; Porifera; Demospongiae; Haplosclerida; Niphatidae
Exons: 4
Coding region: 99-590 (163 amino acids)
Molecular function (GO): protein binding
Source: RefSeq, a predicted model, not a curated record
CUGUUAUCUCAUGGAGUGUACCUAGUUAUAUUCCAUCAGACUAUCCCAUUAUCACAUAUGAGAUAGGAUAUCAUAUCUUAGAGUCUGGCAACUGUUUAAUGGUAGAUGAUGAUGACAUUGAUAUUCAAGCAUUGAAUCAAUAUAAUGUAUCCAGUACCAGUACUUUUAUCAUAAUUACUGGUAUUAAUGAUGACACUUGCUAUAUUUUUGGCGUACGUGCAUAUUCUAGUAGAGGACCAGGAAGCUGGAGGGCUAUUGCUAAUGAGACAUUGAUAAGUCAAAAAGCAUGCAUAGGAUCAAAUGAUGAAGGAGCUGUUGAUGGUGCUAGUAUUGGACUGGGUGCAGUGGUUGGAUUAUUAUUAAUAUCACUAGCUGUUAGUAUCAUUAUUAACAUCUACUGCUUUAUCAAGCUUAAAACCUAUGAUGCAAUUACUGCUAAGCAAACAAAGCUCAAUGAUGAUAUACCAAUGCAAGCUUGUGAAAUGUAUGGUAUUCACAAGACUAAAGAUGUUGCAGAAGAGGCCGCAGUAUAUGAGUGUCCUGAUGUCAAUGUUAAUGACACUGAUGUUUAUGAAGAUAUGAACCAGUAAAAACUUAACAGUGCAAUUUAAUAUAGAUGUACACUGUGUAAUGCAACAGUAUAAAAUGUCCAUGUGCUUGUAUAUUCAUUUUGUAGCUGGAUAGUGUGACAUAAAUAUACACAACUAUAUACAUACUUCUCUAGAUAUACAUCAUACUGAGUCUAUUAUACUGUAUAAUCACAUUAGUGUUAUUGUAGCUACUUUUAGUCAAAAUUUUGCAGUUUGUUUUUUUGAUGUUAUCUAAUCAAUGAAGUUUUCAGUUACUUCA